Protopolystoma xenopodis is the source of this 426-nucleotide messenger RNA. The record is from the annotation of a GenBank genome assembly. Lineage: Eukaryota; Metazoa; Platyhelminthes; Monogenea; Polystomatidea; Polystomatidae.
AUGGCGAGACUCACUGACGAUGUCAGGAAACGUCUUGGAAUGUACCACAUCCACGGUCCUACUCUGAAAAUGAUGAUGCAUACAAUGGACUCCGGACAAGCUCCAGAUCUGAUGAUGCCGGCACGUUUUAACCCGAAACGAAGGUGGAUGUCUCGUGGACAGCGUCAACUUGAACUUCGUAUUAAAGCCAAACGACGUAAAUACAACGCGAUUCAGUCAUUCUCUUCUGGUGAGAUCGAACUUUGCGCCUCUUUUUCAUGCACUUUCAGACAAGUGCUUAACUCAAAAUUUUUAAAAUACUUCAUGGUUUCAACGACGUACGCUCCGGUUUAUGCCAAUCCAGUGCUGCCUUAUCUUGGAUCAUUAAACAUUGCUGACCUUGGACCGGGGGUAUACUCUUUUAUAAUUACUCAAAGAUUUAGCUGA